AUGCGACGCGGUGUCCUGAUCUUCCUCAUCGUCAACCUCCUCAUCGUCUCAUUUCUCGUGCGCAGUGUCUUCACCCUCUUAUCGCUGCUGGUCGAAGAUGCCUCGGCCGACGCCAUACGCCACGCGGAGCUUCCUUCGCCAAAUUCGAGCUUAAUUGAGCAACGGCCUCAGAUCAUCCCCAAGAUCAUUCACCAAACCUACAAGAACGAGACAAUCCCAGAAGUAUGGAGGGAGGCUCAGAAGAGCUGCAUUGACUUGCAUCCCGACUAUGAAUAUAUUCUAUGGACAAACGAAAAGUCGCGAGAGUUUAUCAAGGACGAGUAUCCUUGGUUCCUCGACACCUUCGAUGGGUACAAGUACCCAAUCCAGCGGGCCGACUCGAUCCGUUACUUUGUUUUGGCACACUAUGGUGGAACCUAUAUCGACCUGGACGAUGGCUGCAAUCGGCGAUUAGACCCCCUCCUCUCGUACCCGGCGUGGGUGCGUCGUACCGCUCCGACGGGUAUCUCGAACGACGCCAUGGGAUCCAUUCCCCAGCACCCGUUUUUCCUUCGAGUGAUUGAACUGCUGAAAUCUUACGACCGCAACUGGCUGCUUCCGUAUAUCACCGUCAUGUACUCGACUGGUCCUCUAUUCCUGUCGGUGAUCUGGAAAGAAUACAUGCAGGAUAAGCCGAGCGAGGCUGCCCGGGUUCGGAUCCUCAUGCAGGAUGAAUACAACAAGUACUCGUGGAGCUUCUUCACGCACCAUGUCGGCAACAGCUGGCACGGCAAGGACGCCCGGCUGAUUUUCUGGAUGGGCCAACAUUGGAUGUUCCUCACGGUUCUGGGCUUCAUCCUCGCUGCUGUCGUUGGAUUCUGCCUCUGGUGGCUCUACGGGCGGGUGAUCCUUCUGGGCGCAAAGUACCGCUACCGGUACUCGAAACUGCCCACGCUGGCGCGCCCGUCUACUUCCCCGACACGUCGCGCACGAAGUAUGGUGCCGGCACUCCUUCGUCGUGUCAGUUUCAAGGAGGACGAGGAGUUUGGCCAUGCUACGGAAACCUCUUACGAGCUGUACAGCCGACGCGAUUGA
This is a messenger RNA of Aspergillus clavatus NRRL 1, 1074 nucleotides long. RefSeq names its product glycosyltransferase family 32 protein. Lineage: Eukaryota; Fungi; Ascomycota; Eurotiomycetes; Eurotiales; Aspergillaceae. The transcript is spliced from 3 exons. Gene Ontology annotation, molecular function: mannosyltransferase activity. The coding region runs from base 1 to 1074 and encodes 357 amino acids. Gene Ontology annotation, biological process: mannosyl-inositol phosphorylceramide biosynthetic process. The record is from RefSeq and is a predicted model, not a curated record.